AUGGAACUGAACGGAGAGAAAAGCAAAACGACGACGUAUUGCGUGACCGGUGCAAGUGGAUACAUCGGUUCUUGGUUGGUUAAGUCUCUUCUCGAAAGAGGCUACACUGUGCAUGCCACACUCAGAAAUCUUGAAAAAUCUCAAUAUUUCCAAUCCAAAUGGGGAGGUAGUGAACGGCUUAGAUUAUUCCGAGCGGAUCUUCAAGAUGACGGCAGCUACGAUGACGCCGUCGAGGGCUGUGACGGCGUCUUUCAUGUUGCGGCUUCCAUGGAGUUUGAUAUCUCACCAAAUCACAUCAAUCUCGAGAAUUAUGUCCAGAGCAAAGUCAUAGACCCGGCAAUAAAAGGCGUACGGAACGUACUUGGUUCUUGUCUAAAGUCAAAAUCAGUCAAAAGAGUUGUCUUCACAUCAUCCAUCAGUACUCUCACAGCCAAAGAUGAGAAUGAACGGUGGAGAUCUGUUGUGGAUGAGACUUGCAAGACUCCCAGUGAUCACGUCCUUAAGACAAAAGCUAGUGGAUGGAUUUAUGUACUAUCCAAGCUCAUAUCAGAGGAAGAAGCAUUUAGAUAUGCGAAAGAGAGAGGAAUGGAUCUUGUUUCAGUCAUUACAACUACUGUCUCGGGUCCAUUCCUUACUCCUUCUCUACCAUCAAGCAUUCAAGUUCUCUUGUCUCCAAUUACUGGUGACUCCAAGUUGUUUGCGAUAUUAUCAGCUGUGAAUAAAAGAAUGGGUUCGAUUGGUUUGGUUCACAUUGAAGAUAUUUGCAGAGCUCAUCUGUUUCUGAUGGAACAACCAGAAGCUGAAGGUCAAUACAUAUGUUGUGUUGACAACAUUGAUAUGCAUGAGUUGAUGCUUCAUCAUUUCUCUAAGGAGUAUCUUUCUAAAGUUCAAAAGGUGGGUGAUGAAGUUGAAGAGAGAAAAACUUUGGUGAAACCUGUGAUUUCUUCAAAGAAGUUAAGAGAAUUGGGGUUUGAGUACAAAUAUGGUAUUGAAGAAAUUGUUCAUCAGACAAUUGAUGCUUCCAUCCAUUUUAGGUUUCCUACCUUGAACCACAAGCUCAAACAGUGA
This is a messenger RNA of Microthlaspi erraticum, 1068 nucleotides long. NCBI's taxonomy places the organism in Eukaryota, Viridiplantae, Streptophyta, Magnoliopsida, Brassicales, Brassicaceae. The record is from the annotation of a GenBank genome assembly.